AUGAUAGAUACUGGCGCCACUCAUUCAUUUAUUACCCAAGGUGCAUUGAGCACAUUAUAUCAUUCAGCAAUACCACCAUGUGAUCGUACAGCUCAAUUAGGUGAUGGUCAAACCAUGCUUAAAAUAGUGGGUGAAGUUCAAUUAUUAUUACAAUUCGAUCAAGUUUUUACACGUUUAAAUGUUCUCGUCGUCAAAACCAUGAAUACUGAUUUUAUACUUGGUAGUGAUUGGUGUACUAGUAAUGCAGCACGAAUCGAUUAUGAAAAAAAUCAAGUGUCUAUACGCUCAUACAAUGGUCGUAUAUUUAUUCCAUAUCCCAAAUGCAUUGAUUCUUUAACUCUAGAUGUCAAAUCAAUUAAUGUAAUUCAUAUACCACCACGUGAAUCAUAUACAGUUCAAGCCAAAGUAGAAUUAUCGUCAGCCGAUACCGUCUACUUCUCGCCUAUUGAUGCUACACAAUCCAACAAAUCUAUUUUAAUGUCACCAUCGUUGUUACACAUAAAUAAUUAUACCACAUAUUUAGAAAUAUAUAAUCCUCAUAAUUAUACCUGCACAUUACCAAUGAAUACCCUUCUAGGUCAUGUAACACACACACCGUAUCAUGUACAUUCAUGUCUAUUAUUUGAUACACCUAGUCGAUCAUCGACAUUAUCCUAUCAACAUCCUAUUAUUAAUACAAUUGAAAUCGAACCAGCAUCUUCUACAACAUCCAAAACAAUUGAUAAAUUACUUGCUCAUAUUCAAACUGUUCAGGAUCAACAACAAUUACGUUUUAUAUUACAACAGCAUAAAAAAAUUUUUGAUCUUUCAAAUGUUACACAAGCCAACACACAUAUGCAACACACUAUUAACACCGGUGAUAGUCUUCCGAUUAGCUCACGACCGUAUCCGAGAACAGUUGAACAACGACGUGAACUCCAAGAUGAAAUUCAAAAGAUGCUGCAAACGAAUCAAAUUCGUCCAUCCAAUUCGCCGUGGUCAUCUCCAGUUAUUAUUCACAAAAAGAAGGAUGGUGGUAUUCGUUUUUUAGUGGAUUAUCGUAAAUUAAACUCGGUGACCAAAAAAGAUUCUUUUCCGCAGCCAACAACUGAAGAAUUAUUACAUCGAUUAGGUGGUCAUUGUUUUUAUACAAAAUUAGAUCUUAAAUCAGGUUAUUUUCAGCUUCCUAUACAUGAAACAGACAAAGAAAAGACAGCAUUUAUAACACAGGAUGGCUUGUGGGAGUCCAAUGUACUUCCACAAGGCAUUAUGAAUGGACCCCCAACGUUUCAAAGGAUCAUGCACAAUCUUCUUGGUUAUGGACGAUGGGACUAUGUUAUGGUCUAUUUAGACGAUAUUCUUAUAUUUUCUCGUAGUUUCAAUGAACAUAAAAAACAUUUAAAUGAAAUUUUAUCAAUAUUAGCUAAAGCUAAUUUUCAAGUUAAUCCUGAUAAAUGUUCUAUUGCUGUUCAAGAAAUCGAUUUUUUAAGCCAUACAAUCAAUGAACAAUUUAUUAAACCGAAUGGUAAUAAAAUUACAGCAAUUAUUGAUCUACCUGCUCCAACAACACUUAAAGAAGCAAAUGAAUUUUUAGGUAAAAUUAAUUGGUACCGCAAAUUCAUUCCGGAUUUUGCUCGUAUAGCUGCUCCAUUACACAAAGUUACCAAUAAAACAAAACGUCAUCGACAUGAAUUUAAAUGGGGACCUGAUCAACAACAUUCGUUUGAUGAAUUUAAACGUAUUUUAACAACAUAUCCUUUGGGUGAAUCCAUGGAGAGCCAUCCACUUUUUGGAAAAGUUUUUUUUUUCGAUUUUUUUUUCGUUCAAAAGGCUGAUCUCGGCUAG
Molecule: messenger RNA, 1824 nt
Organism: Rotaria socialis
Lineage: Eukaryota; Metazoa; Rotifera; Eurotatoria; Philodinida; Philodinidae
Source: the annotation of a GenBank genome assembly